AUGGAAACGGCUCCCGCGACGACGACGUUCCCCUGCUCCGCGUCCCUCCCCGAGCUGUUCCCAACAGGCGCCUGGCACCUUGCGGAGUUGUCUCCACGGGAGCGUUUCCCUGUCGUUAUCUGCCUUACCGCGGGGCCCGGCGCGCGCGGCCGCCCCACGCGUUGUUUGUGCAACCGCGGCGCCGGUGUUGGACUGUUUACAGAACUGUGCGACCGCAACCGGGGCCGCGGAGCCGGAGCGGAGGCGGCGACGGGGGCCCCGAGCCCUUCUCCGACGGGGGAUACGAGGGCGCAGCCGGCGCUGCCACCCCGCUGGGCACGGUGCCACCUCGCAGGGCUCCGGUGCCACCUCGCAGGGCUCCGGGAGCUGCGGGUGGACAGUCCUAUGCACUUAGAGCUGGGCACAACUGUCGAGAGCCGAUGGGGACUGUACUGCCACGUGAACGUGCCGGACGAGCUGCUGCGGGACCUGCUCCCGGGGCCCGUGACCGUGGUGCUGCAGCGUUCAGACGAGCUCAACAGAGACCUGAAUCCCUUCACCUCACUGGUUGGUGUUCGAGUUCCAAACCACCCCUUCAUUCGGGAGCUGGCGCGGGCUUGUUCGGGGCCCCUGGCUCUGACGAGCGCCAACCUCAGCUCCCAGGCGAGCAGCCUGACCGUCUCGGAAUUCCAAGACCUUUGGCCUCAGUUGUCCUUAGUCAUUGAUGGGGGCCCCAUAGGGGACACUCAGAGCCCAGAAUGUCGCCUGGGGUCAACUGUGGUCGAUUUAUCGGUGUCAGGGAGAUUUGGCAUCAUUCGCCCUGGCUGUGCACUGGCAUCUACAGUGGAAAUCCUGAGGCAGAAGUAUGGCCUGGUACCAGAAUCGUCUUGAGCCUUCGGCCCGAGGAAGCUCCGCGGAGCUGGUAGUGCUGGGCACUG
This is a messenger RNA of Tinamus guttatus (white-throated tinamou), 917 nucleotides long. The record is from RefSeq and is a predicted model, not a curated record. NCBI's taxonomy places the organism in Eukaryota, Metazoa, Chordata, Aves, Tinamiformes, Tinamidae.